Soboliphyme baturini is the source of this 1383-nucleotide messenger RNA. The record is from the annotation of a GenBank genome assembly. Lineage: Eukaryota; Metazoa; Nematoda; Enoplea; Dioctophymatida; Soboliphymatidae.
AUGUGCAUCGGCCGGUUGCUGCUCGCUUCAUUGUUUCUGUUCAUCGCAUUCCCUCAGUGUCAGUACUCGCUUAAAGCGUUCCUUUUCCUCCUUGUCCUGUGGCUUUACCAAAACCGAAAGACGUGCCGCAUUAUCUGGGAAACUUUACCGAGGGACAUUAAAAUUGCCCGCAGUGGCCAGUACGUAGCACGAGAGUCGGCGACAUUCUUGCUCUAUUACUUAUGUCUUACGAUAUUUUCUGAACGCGGCGGUCCGUUUAGGGGCAUCGCUCUGCUGACCGAUAUUCAAUUGCGGCUGAAGAUCCACCAGUUCAAGAACAGCACGUUGUCGUCGUUCUUCGACUCGGUCGCCAAGCGUCGUCCAGACCAUGUGGCGUUGGUUGAUAUUGCCAGCGGUCGCGAACUGACGUUUGCCGAAACGGCGCAGUUCGCCAACGCAGUCGCCAACUACUUUUACGAGCAGGGCUUCAGAAAGGGCGACGUGGUCGGUCUGUUUUGCCAGAACUGUCCUGAAUACGCCAUGCUGUCCCUCGGCCUGUCGAAAAUCGGCGUCAUCACGGCGAUGAUCAACUCCAACCUGCGCCUGGACACGCUGGCUUUCUCCCUGCAUACCGCCACAUGCACGGCUGUGAUUGUCGGCGAAAAUCUCAUUCCUGCCUUCUGUGACGUAUUUUCCAGCGGCCGUAUCCAAAGCCCCAUGAAAAUUUACGUGUACGGCAAAGGCCCUAAUGAACUGCCACACGUAAAUUUGAUGGAAGCGCUAAAGAGCGCAUCUCGCGAAAAGCCCCCGCCAGUUAGUAUGGAUUUUUCAAGUAGAUACUUCAUUUUUGAGGUUCUUACUUAUCACAUUACUAGUUUAGGCACACUUUUUUACAUAUUCACCUCAGGAACCACCGGAAUGCCUAAAGCUGCCAAGAUUACGCAUGCGAGGUACUUCAUGAUGGCGUACGGCUGUCAUCGUGCGUACGGCAUCACUGAACAGGAUCGGUUGUACAUCACUAUGCCGAUGUAUCACACAGCUGCCGGCGUUGUGGGUAUUGGCCAGACGUUUCUUUGUGGCAGUACCUGCGUCAUUAGGCACAAGUUUUCGGCCAGUCAGUUCUGGGCUGACUGUGUGAAGUACCGAUGCACGGUUUCGCAGUACAUCGGUGAAAUUUGCAGAUACCUGCUGAUGCAGCCGCCGUCUGUCGCCGAGAGUCAGCAUCAGGUGCGCUUGAUGUUUGGCAACGGCAUGCGACCGCAGAUCUGGAAGGAAUUUGUCAGACGCUUUAAGGUGGCGCAGAUCGGCGAGUUCUACGGUUCGACCGAAGGCAACACCAGUUUAGGUAAUAUAACGGCAGCUGAUCGUGCAAGUGAUGCUCGAGUGCUUCGAAAGCCCAAGUAA